Molecule: messenger RNA, 6874 nt
Organism: Anopheles coustani
Lineage: Eukaryota; Metazoa; Arthropoda; Insecta; Diptera; Culicidae
Exons: 3
Coding region: 65-1795 (576 amino acids)
Source: RefSeq, a predicted model, not a curated record
CUACGGCGCUCGCAUUCGUCGUAAGCGAUUUACUUUCGGCAUAUACUAAUAAACCUAAUCAAAGAUGGAUGCGUUUUUCCGAAUGCGAAGAUCGUCGCACACACCGUCGUUCACGCAGGGCGGCCAGGAGCCACUGAUCGUGGUGGAGGAGUCCGAGAACAAUGAGAAGGAGGAGGAGGCGAGCACUCAGUCGUCCCAGCGCCAGAGCCUCGACAUCGACUCGCCGGAAAACCCGUACUUGCUGUCGCCGUGGCGCGAAACGCGCAAGCACUCGCUGCCGACGCCACCAUGCACCAGCGGCAUCACCGCCAGCCAGGUGCGCCGGCUGUCGGAGCGGGGCGGAGAGGGAUCCGGACCGUCGCCGCGGGAGCAGGCCUUCCUGGCGACGCUGUACAGCACGCCGGCACCGCAGCCGGGCGGCCGGCGCCAUUCGGUGGUGACGAUCAGCCGCGUACCGCCCACCAUGUUUGGUCGGAGCCGCCGGGAGUCGAUUGCGGCGCUGCCUGCUGGACAAAGGUCGAGUGCAAACUCUCGACGCGAAAGCAAUACCGGACCGCCACCGUCGACGGACCACAGAGGUAGUAUACAUAAUUUACAGUUAGAUAUUAUGGAUGAUAUAGUACAGGCUAGAAAAGCGCGCAUGAAGCUGUGGAACACGAGCAACGAGCGCGUGUGCGAGGUGCAGACCCUCGACGAGGCUGGCACCGGGUCCAGCUCGCCGAUGCGCUACACCAACCGGCGCUACUCGGACUUCGUGGGCACGGCGCUGCCCCCGAUCCAGUCGUUCCGGCGCGCCUCGGAGAUGCCGCUGUCGCCGUGCGGCGCCCCGCUCACCCCGGCCGGUGCCCACACGCCCGUCGCCUCCGCUGCCGCAGCUGCCGCCGCCGCCGCCGCCGCUGCCGCUGCCGCCGCCUCCAACGCCUCGACGACGCCGGCAGCCGACGCGCCCUUCAAGCCGAAAACGAAGAUGGGCAUCGUGUGCACCAACACUGAUCUGAUAUCUCUCUUAUCGUCUCUAGCCUCGUCAGCGACAGAGAUUAAUCGAUGUGGCGAGAAAGAGCUCCCUAGCCCCCUAGCCUCCCGUCCGUUUCCGCUCAAAUCGGUCCUCAAAAGUCCCACCUCCACUGCAGCUUCCACCUCCGGCGCGGGCGCGGCCAGCCUGGAGCCGAAGAGCAAUCUGCAGAAGAACCGCUCGAACAGCUUCGACAUUUCGCUGUACCAGAACAUCAAGCAGCUGGCGACGGGCGGCACGCUGGUGGGUGGCGGCGGUGGCGGUGGCGGCGGCGGCGGCGGCGGCGGUGGCAGCUCGACAGACCCGGAGAAGUCGUUCAUCGAGUCGGGCUGGUUCAUCAAGCGCCACCAGCCGAUGGCGCGCCGCAAGUCGUCGGCCAAGUCGCCGAGCGCCACCGUGACGUUCGCCCGCGAGACGCUGGACAAGCUGCGCGACAAGGAGCCGGCCAAGGAGGAGCCGAAGCCGAAGCCCAAGCCCGAGUCGCGCUCGCCGCUGAACAAGCUCAAGUGGGACGGACGCAGCGCCAUCGUGGACGCGCGCAUGAUCGGCCACGCCAUCGAGAACUUCAUCACCGGCUCGUCGUCGUCGUCGUCAUCGUCGUCGUCCGGCUCGUCGGGCAAGAAGUCGGCCGGGGGCGGCAAGGAUGGCUCGGGGAGCGGACGGUCCGGGGCGAAGAAGUCGCCCGCCUCCAGCUGGUUCGGCAAGGCCGACGACGACGAGGACUCCAACGAUACGUGCGACUCCUCGCUCUGCUCCACCCUGAAGGACCUGUUCGUGAAGUAAACGGAGAUGAUUGACAAGCAAAAAAAAAAAAAAAAACACACAACCCUUUACAUAUUGCCACAGUCGCUGUUCGACCUCCUGCCAAGGCGGCAGAAGAAGAGCGCAGUAACGAAGAGACAACCAAAUGCCCACCGAAUUAAAACAAAAACAAAACAAAACAAAAACAAAACAAAACAAAAAGCCAAAACAAGCAACAUACGAACGAGCAGAAUCGAUGCAAAAGCACACACUAAACGAUGUCAAAUACAAAUGUCUAUAUGCGAAAAGGAAGUAGAGGCAAUAGGGAGAAGGAUUUAGCUGCAGCUGCGAAGAGAAAGCCUCCGGUGGACACACGGGAGGCUGACGGAGAGCAAUGCGUGAACACCGUUGUGAAUAACGCUAAUGAAAUGAAUUAACAUAACCAAUCCCACCAAUGUUAGUGUAGCCUUUUUGGACAUCAGAUGAUAUCGAACGUGAGAGUUUUACUAGGCUAAAGUAGAAAAGGACGGCGGUGGAAAAAGGAGACAAACUUGUAGCGCCGAUACGUUGUGCAUCUCAGCGUCUUUAAUCAUCUUACAUACAUAUACAUACAUAUAUAUAUAUAUAUAUAUAUACAAUCUUUAGGAUUUACUCUACUGUAGCAAUAUUGUGCCCUCGCGUGGUUAAUCCUGCCUGCACACUGGUCUACCAGCCCGUCGUUGCAGUCCCUCCACGGUCUUCGUUCGGGCGUUUUGGAACGUCCAGGGAGCUCUAGCAAGGAGUUAGUGCGCGUCGCACCGCAACACUGAGGUCUACCAGCCAUUCCGAGCCUAGCGGGAUGAGUUACACUGGGCAAAACGGUAAGUGGGACACCUGGAAAAAGAACACUCGUCUGGCUUUGCGGUCAAUGUUAGAGCACAAGAACAACUGAAUCCAACGCUUUUCAUCGAAUUACAUUUUCUAAGAAUGUAACGAAAUAGAUGUAAUCAUAAUGAUGGUACCCAACCGGAUAAAACUAUUUGAAAGACUUUGACAAAAUCCGCAAAAAACGCCAUGACUUCUCAAACCCUCAUUAAAAUUGGAUUAAAACGUACUCGUCCUACUUCAAUAAAAUGCGCAGAUUAAAUGUGACGACGAACAUCACCGUAAGCAAAACUAAACAAAACAAAACUAAACUAAACAAUGUUGAGGUUGUUUAUGUCAUCAGAUGGAAUCGAUAAACAUAUUUUUCAUCGAAGUAAGAUAUGUGCCCAUUAUAUCAUUAAUAUGAUGAGAAAGUCAUGAAAGAUAUUCUCGAUAUAGUUUGAGUAUUUCAUGACUAAAACAUCCCGAGUGUUCAGAAGAAUCCUUCUCAGUCUCCAGCUUGAAAUUGUAUGACCAUUUUAAACUAAAUUGUAGCAUGCAUUAGUAAUAAAACAAAAAUAGAGAAAAAAUGGGCUAAUAAUGUGCAAACAAAUUAGUAAAAGUCUGACAUUAAAAACUGUCAAAGCACCUAACAGGAAUAAUAUUAAAUAUGAAAAACUUCAGAAUCCAAUUAAACAACCCGAUCCAGCACGAAUUAAACCUGAAAAGCCAGUGUCCAACUAAACGGACUAAACUAAAUCGAAUUCUUGAAUUUUUUUUGUAGAAAGGUUCAAAGAAGAUGUGAUAAGGGAAAUUCUUUGUUACCGAAUCUAAGCACUCUAAAAUUGACAUCAAAGCCAAAGUUAUUUUUCAGGUGUCUCUCUUACCGUUUCGCACAGUGUAUAUGGAAAGAAAAGAAAUGGUAAAAGCCAUAAGCGCGAUGAAGUAUCUCUGCAUCCGGGUCGAUUCUCGCUAAGGCAGGGAAUAUCCAUGGCGGCCCAAUGGAAUCUCGUAAAAUCCACAGAACCUCGACGAUUUAAGAUAAAGAACAUUUCUGAAUGAGGAACCCGCAAAAAAGCAGACUUACUUCAGGUGCGGUGCAACACACACACAAAACUCCAACGAUGGCUAUCUUGCGAACGUAAUGUACAGCCUGCAGGCAACCCAAAACCAUUUUAAUCAAGUUGGAUUAUCGACAAAACAUUGGACUUCUAAAUUGGAGAAAACUUAAAUGACCGUGGUUUUUGUUAAGGAUAAAAUUUGUACGAUUUACUGUUGAUAGUCGUUUAAUCCAUUACUUCCGUGGCCUCCCGAUACGUAUUGAACAAAUGAUACAAGACGCUCAAAACAAUCACUGUCAGUUCUUAAAACCUUCGUGUUUCUAUUCUACAGUCUUUAAAGACAUUUCAUUGGGCCGCUUUCCGUUUCCAUUUCGAAUCGAAGACAUAGAAUUAAAACACCCACACACAUACCUUACAAUUGAACAACGGGAAGAAUCUGAGCACAUUCGCGAGAAACGGGUUUUUUCGAGACUAAAGCAACAGAAACUGCGAUAUGUAACUAUUCGAUCCACCGUAUUUCUGAAACGAUUCCAGAGCAAUUUAGCACACGCCUCAUCCUUGGCACACCGGAACGAUAAAAGUCGUGUUAGGAGAAAAAAAAACACAAACCAAAGCAAAGCAAAACGUUUAAGAGAAAGAAGAGAGAAGGUGAAACGAUGAUGAUCACAUUUGUAUUGCUCCUUUUUGUGGUUCCAGGGAUAUGUGUCUAGUAUUUAACCCACCGUGCGAAACCGGUCUUUAGCGUGCCAAAACCGGCGGCGUAAGAUGUCGUCUCUUCGGUAGACCUAUCUCUACCACCUCCGGGUCGGUCGAAGCUGGUUCGUGGACACAUUGCGCAGCAGUCAGAGUUCAUAUGUGAAAUCGUCCGUUUAUUUAGAUGGUUUUGAGCUUCUUGUUAGGAUUGGGUUAAAUGAUGGUUACAACUAAAUAUUACAAAAUGGAAGCUAUACAUCCUUUAGAAAACACAACCAACAAUUUGAGGAAAAUAUCAACUUUUAGCAGAACGAGAGAGAGGAAGAGAGAGAAAGAGAGAAAGAGAGAGAGAGAGAUCUACUUUACUGUUAAACUAUCACUAUAAUUGUUUUCAUUAGUUUCCUAGGGCAAUCUUACCCUUGUCGUUCAAUCAAGGAUAGAGACUGAGCUGGUGGAGAUAGGUAGCUGUAAGAACACGCAAAUCAGUGGAUAUAUUUAACCUAUUUUCUAUGUUAAGAAGAAACAAACAGUCAACACAGACAUCUGAGUGAAAUGUAUUAUUAAAAAAAAAAUAUACAUAAUUAUAUACAUUAUUACGUUACAUCCAAUCUAAGUGUAUGCACAAACACGACGGCAUACGUAGACACGUUUGCAAUGGUAGUGCGAGGUGCAGACGGUGUAGAAAUGAUGGUACGGGUGGCUGCCCGUGAAAUUUGGCUCUGCUAAAGCAUGGGGACGUUCCGGUCCGCGAGCACGGCGUUCGGGUUUCCCUCUUUGUGGAAAAAUUGUGGUCAAAUUUAAUAUACAUUUUACUUCUGUAUUGGGUGUUACUACAAUUUAGGCAAGCAGCAUCUUAACCGACAAUCGUGCAUAGAUAGUAUCAAACAUCAGGCCAAAGCGUGCGUUUUUACCCAUUCAAACUAGGGUGGUUGGUCUUACUGAGAUGAGCUGUCAGCGGUGAAUGAACCUCUAAGACAUUCGUUUACUUAUAGCUAGUACUAAAGGAGUUCGCAGACACAGAGCAGUCUACUGCCCGAACAAAACACAUUCAGCCCGCACUACAGACACACAAUGACACACAAACACACACAAACACACUCACGCCUACAGUUCAGCGUGUAACAUGCAAUAUAACGUGACUACUACCACCCUAACUUGUAAAGAAGGGUCGCACAGCCGUACUGAUGUUGACGUUAAAAAUUAAUCUUAAGGUUAAAAAGAUAUUCGAGUCAAAAGAAAAUCUACAAUUAAUUCAAAACCACCGAAGCAGAUAGUUGUCUAACCUUGUGGGAGGGAGGGGCGUGUAGAACGGGUGUUUUUUUAUAUAGCAAAACAGGAAUCCCACCAUCAGAAUCUACCGAAAAGAAAAAAAAACAUAAAGCAAAGCAACUAUUCUCAAAGAAAAAUAACGAAACAAUCUGAAACUAUAGCGCUAGUUUCUAGAAGAAGAAAAUCGUGACAAUAUGAAAAGAAGAAAAGUAUAUCGAUUCCUUUCCUAAACCAUAAAAAUUCAAGCAGCGUUCAUUUGUCGAGCAGUUUAAAUGAAAUGAAAAUUUUGUACACUGUUGCCGGCUGAAAAAAAGAGCUAACAAGCAGACAGAACAGCAUUAAAACUACUAAACCGGAAGAGAACAAAAAACAAAGUAAACGAGAAUGGAAAACAGACAAACGUGUAACAGUGAACUAAAUGUUAAUAGUAUACCUAGAAGCAAGCAAAUCAUAAAUAUAAAUGGAAAAGGAAAAGAUUAAUAUUUUUAAGAAUUUACUGUUAACAUCUUAAAAGGGUAUAUUUUUUUUAUCGAGGAUUUUCCUAGUACAUUACAGGCGCUCGCACUCGACGCGUAAACUGAUUGUUGUUACAUUUAGCGUUUAAGAUCUAUACAAUAAACUAGUUGAUCAAUGUUUACAACUUUGACAUGACACAUCAUUGUACAACAAAGUAGGAAGGGAAAAGUUUGGUAGGCAAGCGGAGGGAACCCGAUCGGGAAAGCGAAUACGGUGGGGGUGAUAGGAAAAGAGAAGGUGGAAGAGGCCAGGACAAAACUCUACUGAUUGUUGAUCACCGACAUUGCAACUCUAUGUGAUUACGAUGUAUAUCAGACAAACUUAUUUAUAAAAAAGCCUCUACGCUGCAAAAAAAGGAAAAGAUAUUGAAAUAAAAAUAAAUCACUUUUUGAUGGAAAAUAAGAAACGUAUAAACCACAUACUAAAUACAAAUCCUAUCAAUCAAAGGCGGACCGUUCUCGGGAAGCUUAAAGCAAGUAUAAAAUCAAUCCUAAAAAACCGACAGCAAUCAUCGUGCAGUUGAUAAGCGACGCGUACGAACAGCUGCUGCACCCGAAAUCAGUCAAAAAACAAACAAAGCAAAUGAGCAAAAGCCCUUUAGCCGAUAAGCGUGCAUGGGAUAAAAAAAAUGGCAACAUUAUCUAACAAUAAUUUAAAAAUAGAAAAGUCUAUAUAUAUGUAUGUGUAUUUUACCACCGACGAUUCGUGCUAUUGUUGAAUAAAAUUAAAAUAUACUUAU